GAAGUCCGAGCGCGCGCGCGCCAAGCCCAAGGCCAAGGUCUACAGUCACUACGCCUGCCCGGCCAGCGUGCAGCUGCCGGACUUCAACCUGGCGGUGCCCGACAUGGUGGUGCCGCAGCCCGUGUACGCCAACACGGCCGAGCUGGGCGGGCCGGCGCAGGCGCCCAAGGAGGACUGCACCACGCCCACUCCGGGCGGCGACACGCCCGAGCCGGAGACGCCGACCACGCCCACCAACUCCAGCCCGCCCAAGUUUGAACGCUGCGAGAGUGACGGCUCGGCCUCCAGCGGCUACAGCAGCGUCCACACGGUGGCGCCGGCGCAGCCCUCCGACGCUUUUCCGCCGCCGCCUGAUUUUGUGCUAAACAACUUUUGCGACGGAUCUGCGGACGGGCAGCAGAGCGGCCGGCCGAUGUCCAUUGCGGCGCCUCGAGACUCGGUGGCGGCGACGGCGGCGCGGCCGGCCGGGCUGCGUCGCUGCCACUCGCAGACGCAGCGGCCGACGGCCGCCGCGCACGACCACUCGGCGCCCGUCUUCAGGUCCUAG
Molecule: messenger RNA, 547 nt
Organism: Pollicipes pollicipes
Lineage: Eukaryota; Metazoa; Arthropoda; Thecostraca; Pollicipedomorpha; Pollicipedidae
Exons: 6
Coding region: 104-547 (147 amino acids)
Source: RefSeq, a predicted model, not a curated record